GAAAGAAUUCCAAGUUUUUUGUUCUCCAACUCAGUUGAAAACGUCGUCGUUCAAUUUUGCACUUUAAAUUAUUUUAAUCUCAACAAUAAUUUCGCAUUAUUUUUUGUUUUUCUAAUUUCCUUAUCAUUUUGUGUGUUAAUUAAUUGUGAAAAACUUGAAGAUGGAGAAUAAACAAAAUGAUGGACCAUGGGCUUUCACACCCUCCUCAUCUACUACUGAUUUUCCUAUACUUCCUCCUCCACCAACAUCAAGCAGUCAACAAACAAAUCUGGCCCAAAAGCACCUGCAACAAACCCAAGCUAAAGUCGAUGAGGUUGUUGACAUUAUGCGAGUGAAUGUUGAAAAAGUCCUGGAACGCGACCAGAAAUUAUCGGAAUUGGGCGAGAGGGCGGACGCCCUCGAACAUGGUGCAUCCCAAUUCGAGCAACAAGCUGGCAAACUCAAACGGAAGCAAUGGUGGGCCAAUGUUAAGAUGAUGAUAAUCAUGGGUGUAAUCGGAGUCGUCCUGUUAAUUAUUGUAAUUGCCUCUCUAUUCAGUUAAGAACGAGUUAAUAUUAAGAAAUUUUCAAUACUUCCCUCCAGCAGUGAUGCACCAGUGGAUAAGAAUUAAAUUCUGAAAUUAUAUUAAAAAACAAAAAAAAAAUAUAUUUAACUUUGUUGUUCCCAAUUCAAAUAUAAUACAAAAAUAAAAACAAAAAAUUCAUUAUAAAACAAA
Messenger RNA from Eupeodes corollae, 715 nucleotides. It is a transcript of the gene Syb, whose product is annotated as synaptobrevin. The transcript has 5 exons. Bases 161 to 541 code for a protein of 126 amino acids. Lineage: Eukaryota; Metazoa; Arthropoda; Insecta; Diptera; Syrphidae. Gene Ontology annotation, molecular function: syntaxin binding; SNAP receptor activity. Gene Ontology annotation, biological process: vesicle-mediated transport; vesicle fusion. Gene Ontology annotation, cellular component: SNARE complex; plasma membrane. The record is from RefSeq and is a predicted model, not a curated record.